CAUGUAUGGAUGUAAAAAAAAAAAAAAAAGUCGCCAUUAAAACGAAACCCAAAAAGAAAAAAAACUGUACCUUCUUCCCAGUUCCCCACCCUUGUUAAUAAUUACUAAUAUUUCUCUCUCUCUCUCAAUCUCAGAAAGCCUUUUGAUUUCUUCUUAAAAUCUCUUCUUUUCUCUCUCUUUUUCUCAGUCUCCCGUUAGACCCGGUCUAUCCAUCUAUAUCUUAUUUAUCCAACCCAUAUUUCAUCUCGUCUUUUUUAUUUUUUUUUGGGAACCAAAUCUAUCUUUAGGGUUUUAAUUCAAUCAUUCAUUGUUAUUUCACAAAGGAAUGACGACUACUAAAAAAAACAUGUUACCUCCUGGUUUGGUUAACAAUCUCCAGGAAGUUCUUCUUAGCAGAAAAGGCGGAAACUCCAACACCAAUAACGAUGAACAACAACAAAAACCCGACGCCAUUACUGAUUCUACUGAGACAUCUACUUCUGCUUCUGAUGAAAACGACAACUCCAAGCCUGUCGUUUUGGUUACCAACGGUGAAGGGAUUGAUUCACUUGGCCUUGUUUAUCUUGUUCAAGCUUUGGUCCGUUCUGGCCUCUACAAUGUCCAUGUUUGCGCCCCUCAAUCGGACAAAUCUGUGUCUGGUCAUUCCGUGACUGUCCGAGAAACAAUUACUGUUACUCCGGCAGAAAUCGAUGGUGCCACUGCUUAUGAAGUUUCAGGGACUCCUGUAGAUUGUGUAUCCUUAGCAUUGUCUGGGGCAUUGUUCUCAUGGUCUAAGCCCCUGCUGGUAAUUAGUGGAAUUAACCGGGGAUCAAGCUGUGGUCAUCACAUGUUUUACUCGGGUGUUGUGGCUGGAGCUAGAGAAGCACUAAUGUCUGGUGUACCAUCUUUGUCAAUAUCACUGAACUGGAAGAGGGAAGAAAGCCAAGAAAGUGAUUUUAAGGAUGCGGUUGCUGUUUGUUUACCUUUAAUAACCGCAGCCAUCAGAGAUAUCGAAAAGGGUGUUUUCCCCAAAAGUUGUUUUCUAAGUAUAGAAAUUCCUACUUCUCCUUCAGCAAACAAGGGUUUUAAAUUGACCAAGCAAAGUAUGUGGAGAUCCGCACCAAAUUGGCUUGCUGUUUCAGCUAAUCGGCAUCCUUCUUCUGCUGCUCAUUUCAUGUCUAAUCAACAAAGCCUUGGGCUCCAACUUGCACAGCUUAGUCGAGAUGCAUCUGCUGCUGGUGCUGCUCGCCGCAUAUCUGCGCAAAGGCAGAAUGUGGAAGUAGAGUCGGUUGGGGCUAUUAAAUCAGAUACAAAUAAAGUGAAAAAGUACUUUCGACUGGAGUUUAUAAAUAAAGAACAGGAAGAAGCAGAAGAGUAUUUGGAUUUCAAGGCCCUUGACAACGGAUUUGUUGCAGUAACUCCCUUCUCACUUUGUCCACAAAUCGAGGUGGACAUUCAAACCGCCGCAUCAGAUUGGAUCUCCAGUGCACUUCAGGUGGAGCAAUAGAACCCUGGGAAGACCAACAAAAAAAAUCUUAAAUCAAUCAAUUUGUAUACAACCGCAGGAGGCAUUACAUUUAGUCAUCAAUUGAGUUUGUGCUUCUAUUAAUUUCCAUUGAAAUGCUUGUUCUGUAUUUUCCCUGUUCAUUUUUUCUUCUAGGGGUUCCCAAAAUAUCAUUAACUCGGGUGUCUGUCUUUUGUUCUAGCUGUUUGUUGAUACAAGGAAAUAGCAUGGUCUAAAUUAAAUAUGACCAUGUUCUUUCUGCAAAUUCUUCAUGUUGUUGUUGUGGGGGCUUUUCAUGUAAUAUGGUCUUUUGAUUUGUUGCAAAUUUAUGUGAAUGUUUCUAGGCCUAAA
Gossypium arboreum is the source of this 1834-nucleotide messenger RNA. RefSeq lists its product as uncharacterized. Gene Ontology annotation, molecular function: nucleotidase activity. Bases 326 to 1486 code for a protein of 386 amino acids. Lineage: Eukaryota; Viridiplantae; Streptophyta; Magnoliopsida; Malvales; Malvaceae. The transcript is spliced from 10 exons. The record is from RefSeq and is a predicted model, not a curated record.